GAAAAAAAAGAUGAAAUUUUAAGCGGGAAGAAGUUCCUUCUAGUGGUUAGAUUGGAUUAGUCAGCUGGAAAGCUCGACUGAUCCUGGGACACGAAAGACCAGAAUCACCUAGAACGCUCGCUCUCCAGCCUCUUCUCCUUUUGUCUAUGUCGCCAGGCUCCUUCAGCGAGCAGAGGAAGGCAGAUAGGCAUCAGGCAGCCAUGAGCACCAUGAAGUUCUGCCGUGAAUGCAACAACAUCCUGUAUCCGAAGGAAGACAGAGAGCACAAGAUUCUUCUCUAUGCCUGCAGGAACUGCGACCAUCGGGAGGUGGCGGACAGCAACUGCGUGUACCGGAACGUGGUGGACCACGCCGCCGGCGAGUUCACGCAGGUGCUCUUCGAGGACGUCGCCACCGACCCCACCCUGCCUCGCACCAAGUCCGUCCGCUGCGCCGCCUGCGGCCACGGCGAGGCCGUCUUCUUCCAGGCGACGGCGAGGGGCGAGGAAGGCAUGACGCUCUUCUUCGUGUGCUGCAACCCCAGCUGCGGCCACAGAUGGAGAGACUGACCUCAUGAUGCGUCGCCACAGAGCAGGAGAUUCUUGCGUUGGUGUCACGAACUGAUAAUGUGUGAACUUCAGAAUUCCUUCGUGGUGUUCAGUAUCUGGUUUCUACUAGUUCCACUUUACUGAAUCAGUUUGAAUUGUACACCAAAUUUAUGAAUUUUGCAACUCA
This is a messenger RNA of Phragmites australis (common reed), 714 nucleotides long. Its product is annotated as DNA-directed RNA polymerases II, IV and V subunit 9B-like. The record is from RefSeq and is a predicted model, not a curated record. The transcript is spliced from 5 exons. The coding region runs from base 147 to 548 and encodes 133 amino acids. Lineage: Eukaryota; Viridiplantae; Streptophyta; Magnoliopsida; Poales; Poaceae. Gene Ontology annotation, cellular component: RNA polymerase II, core complex. Gene Ontology annotation, molecular function: nucleic acid binding; DNA-directed RNA polymerase activity; zinc ion binding. Gene Ontology annotation, biological process: maintenance of transcriptional fidelity during transcription elongation by RNA polymerase II; transcription initiation at RNA polymerase II promoter; DNA-templated transcription.